AUGGCUAAACAUCAUCCUGAUCUUAUAAUGUGCAGAAAACAACCAGGAAUAGCAAUUGGGCGAUUGUGUGAAAAAUGUGAUGGCAAAUGUGUGAUCUGUGAUUCAUAUGUUCGACCAGAUACACUGGUGAGAAUAUGCGAUGAAUGCAACUACGGUUCAUACCAAGGACGAUGCGUAAUAUGUGGUGCACCUGGAGUAUCUGAUGCCUAUUAUUGUAAAGAGUGUGUAUUACAAGAAAAAGAUAGAGAUGGAUGCCCGAAAAUAGUGAAUCUUGGAUCUUCUAAAACAGAUCUAUUUUAUGAGCGGAAAAAAUAUGGAUUUAAAAAAAGAUGA
Molecule: messenger RNA, 333 nt
Organism: Ambispora leptoticha
Lineage: Eukaryota; Fungi; Glomeromycota; Glomeromycetes; Archaeosporales; Ambisporaceae
Source: the annotation of a GenBank genome assembly